AUGCCAACCACUCGCUCCCAACGUGCUACCGCAGCAGUGGCUGCUGGUGCUGCUGCCACCAUGUUGGUGCCUGCUUUCGUGGCACCGACAAAGCUGAAUGUCGUGACCAGCGCCCCAGCACCGGUGGCGUCAGCUGCACCGACCAGCGCUGUCGGUGCAAGUGCCAGCGUGGUUGGUGCGGGUGCAGCGGCACUGGCAGCUGCAGCGACUGUUCGCCCAUCCAAGCGAUGUGCGAAGAAGGAGAAGGUCGUUUGCAUGGCCACAGCAACUGAAGUUGAUGUCGACACUGAGUGCAUCAACGCCAUCCGCUUCUUGGCAGUGGAUGCAGUGAACAAGGCCAACAGUGGCCACCCUGGUGCUCCUAUGGGUCAGGCACCUAUCGGAUACCUUCUCUUUGCAGAGGAGAUGCAGUACAAUCCUGAGGAUCCAAAGUGGGUGAAUCGUGACCGUUUUGUUCUUUCUUCUGGUCACGGUUGCAUGCUCCAGUACUCUUUGCUGCAUUUGGCUGGCUACAAGAGCGUCUCGAUCGAUGACAUCAAGCAGUUCCGACAGUGGGGCUCCAAGACUCCCGGCCACCCAGAGAACUUCGAGACCGAGGGCAUUGAAGUGACCACCGGACCCCUUGGCAUGGGUAUCUCCAAUGCAGUUGGCUUGGCGGCCGCUGAAGCCCACCUUGCAGCAGUUUACAACAAACCUGGCAUGGAGCUGAUCGACCACUACACCUACACCAUUGCAGGUGAUGGAUGCAUGCAGGAGGGCAUUUCUCACGAAGCUUGCGCAUAUGCUGGCCACUUGGGCCUGGGAAAGCUGAUUGUUCCCUGGCAGCAACAAGCUGCACAAGCCUCCAAAACUGCAGAAAAGGCUUUCUACGAUGACAACGGCAUCACCAUCGAUGGACACACCGAUCUCUCCUUCACUGAGGAUGUCGGCAAGCGCUUUGAGGGCUAUGGAUGGCAGGUGCUGGAAGUGCCUGAGGGCAACACCGAUGUGGAUGCCAUCCGCAAGGCCAUCAAGGAGGCCAAGGCUUGCACUGACAAGCCAACUUUGAUCAAGGUGAAGACCACUAUCGGCUUCGGCUCUCCCAACAAGGCUGACAGCCAUGAUGCCCAUGGUGCACCCCUCGGUGCAGAUGAGGCUGAGGCCACUCGCAAGCAGCUGGGCUGGAACUACGGAGAGUUCGAGGUGCCAGAGCAGGUGUAUGACACCUUCAGCAAGCACGCAAAGGCAGGUGCUGAGAAGCAGGCAGCCUGGGAGAAGAUGUGGAAGGAGUACCAGGAGAAGGAGCCUGAGCUCGCCGCGCAGUUCCAGCGCGCUGUGGUUGAUCGCAAGCUGCCUGAGAACUGGGAUGAUGCCCUGCCUAAGGUUACCCCAGAGGACAAGGGCAAGGCAACCCGCCUCCACUCUCAGGACUGCCUCAACGCCAUUGCCAACGUGCUGCCUGAGUUCAUGGGUGGUUCCGCAGACUUGGCACCUUCCAAUAUGACCCUGAUGAAGUGCACUGGUGACUUCUUGAAAGACAGCUAUGCCGAGCGCAACAUGCGCUUUGGCAUCCGCGAGUUCGGCAUGGGAGCAGUGGCCAAUGCGCUCUCUCUUGACAAGACAGGCAUGAUCCCUUACUGCGCCACUUUCACUAUCUUCACCGACUACAUGCGUGGCGCCAUUCGAAUUGCCGCACUCUCCCAGGCAGGCACCAUCUUCGUCGGAGAGGAUGGCCCCACCCAUCAGCCCAUUGAGACCAUUCCAUCUCUGCGUCUCAUCCCAGAUCUCACCGUGAUGCGCCCGGCUGAUGGCAAUGAGACCGCGGAUGCCUACAAGCACUUUGGUCAAAAAGAUGUCAAACGGAUGUCACGAGACCAGACGGAACCACUAGCAGAGUCAGACCACCCUGAGUCAAUCCCCCCUCGGCGGAGUCACCCACUGUGGAGGGGCCUGGCGGUGAGGGGUGACUGCCCUGCGGUGUAUGCUGUGGAGAGAUCGAAGAAUGAGUCUCGACCCACCAUGAUGGCGUUCUCCCGACAAGCCGUGCCCAAUCUGCCCAACUCCUCCGUUGAGAACACCCUUAAGGGUUUGAAGCUCAGUGUGAUUGAGUGCGCCGAUCCGGAGCUGAUCUUGAUUGGCACCGGCUCGGAGGUUGGUCUCUGUGUGGAUGCUGCCGAGAAGCUGGACAAGAAGGAACAGCCUGAGAGCUACAAGAGCAAGCUGUUGCCUGCAGAUGUGCCCAAGAUGAGCGUGGAGGCUGCAUGCACUGCUGGCUGGGGUGAGUUUGUGAGGGCCUUGGUACAGAGAGCAAACAGCCUGGACAAAUUUGGCUUCAACGUCGACAACGUUGUCAGCUGUACCGAGAGGUGCCUCUCCGGUGAGAAGGGCGCGCUGCAGGGUGGCCUAACUGUUCCACAGCUCAUUCCCAUUGGACGUUAUGUGGCAGCCGUGGUGAGAGCAGUGGCUGCUGGUGCUGCUGCCACCAUGUUGGUGCCUGCUUUCGUGGCACCGACAAAGCUGAAUGUCGUGACCAGCGCCCCAGCACCGGUGGCGUCAGCUGCACCGACCAGCGCUGUCGGUGCAAGUGCCAGCGUGGUUGGUGCGGGUGCAGCGGCACUGGCAGCUGCAGCGACUGUUCGCCCAUCCAAGCGAUGUGCGAAGAAGGAGAAGGUCGUUCGUAUGGCCACAGCAACUGAAGUUGAUGUCGACACUGAGUGCAUCAACGCCAUCCGCUUCUUGGCAGUGGAUGCAGUGAACAAGGCCAACAGUGGCCACCCUGGUGCUCCUAUGGGUCAGGCACCUAUCGGAUACCUUCUCUUUGCAGAGGAGAUGCAGUACAAUCCUGAGGAUCCAAAGUGGGUGAAUCGUGACCGUUUUGUUCUUUCUUCUGGUCACGGUUGCAUGCUCCAGUACUCUUUGCUGCAUUUGGCUGGCUACAAGAGC
Cladocopium goreaui is the source of this 2922-nucleotide messenger RNA. The record is from the annotation of a GenBank genome assembly. NCBI's taxonomy places the organism in Eukaryota, Dinophyceae, Suessiales, Symbiodiniaceae.